AGGGAGAGGUAGUCGCUGCCAUUCACUACUCACCCUCUAUUUUAUUAUUAGCUCCCUUGGAUCUGGCAGCGGGGACUUUUUGCAUUGCGCAACCGAGUAGCUGCACAUACUGGGAUCUCAGGUAAAGGUGUGGGGGAUACAGCACAAAAAAAAAAAAAAAAGAAGAAGCGGCUGGUUUUUAGGGGGGUCGAUGCAAGCUGCUACCGUAGGACAGGUAGGACUCAAUUGAUGGGCCCUUUAAUUUAAAACAACCCACACCGUCCUAACGCCGCGCACCAAAGCGCCGCUCUCGUUUUUCGCGUCCCCGAUGUUCAAGACGGCCAAUUACCCGACGGUGGAUCCGGCGCCCACCAUCAUGCACGGCACUUGGUUUACCACGGGGUGCCGAGAAAACACGCCCGUGGCGGUGGAGAAACCCAAGAAAAAGGCGUUCAGCCUGGUCAAAAUCAUGUCCCUCAGCAACAAGAAGGGGCACGGCCAGCAUCCGCACCACCACCACAACAACAACAUGCCCUUUACGAUCCACUGUCACAUCGGGAAAGAGAUCAAGCACAUUUGCAGCAAUUGCAGUCGCGGGAACGACACACAGGACGCUGAGGAAGUAGAGAGGCUGGCCGCCAUGCGUUCUGAGUCUUUGAUCUCGGGCACCCACACUCCACCCAUCCGUCGUCGGAGCAAGUUUGCCACUCUGGGACGCCUCCUCAAGCCCUGGAAAUGGAGGAAGAAGAAGAGUGAGAAGUUCAAGCAGACCUCUGCUGCUUUGGAGAGGAAGAUGUCAAUGCGACAGAGCAGAGAUGAGUUGAUCAAGAGAGGAGUGCUGAAAGAGAUCUUUGAAAAAGCGACCGUUGAGUUCCGAUCCUCGAUGGACGGCGGAGUCUGUACUCAGGAGCCCUCUAUCAAGUCAUCUAUGAUCAUGUCCACCAAGAAAUCUGUCACCUACCCUGGUGACCUUCAGGAUACCCCCGCCAAGCCACCGAUGUACCACAAACAGCCUCCUGCUCUCCCUCCAAAGCCUUUCUCUAGGAUCCCAAACCAUAGCACAGAUUCUUGCCAGCCAAUGAAGUUGCCCUGUAUGCCCGGGGGAAAGCACUCUCCACCUCUGCCUCCCAAGAAAGUGAUGAUUUGUGUGCCUCCAGGGGGGCUGGACUCUUCAUCCCCUUCUCCAUCCCCCAAUCCCCUCAGCGCUCUUUCCCAAAAGUGUGCCCCUCCCCAGGGCAUGACCCUCCAUCACGGCACCCUGCUGCCCUCUCAGCUUGCCGGCCUAUCCAGUCUCCACCAGAGCCACGGUCACCCGCUCCAGCUUCAGUAUGGCAGCUUGCACACGCCCAGCCGCAUCAUCGAGGAGCUCAAUAAAACCCUGGCACUCUCCAUGCAGAGGUUUGAAAGAUUCUAUCCCUUUGACUCCACCAGCUCUGCAUUGCACGGUGUUGGUCAGUGUGUUCCCCUGGACAGAAGGGAAGUGCCGUCUGUGAUCAUUGACUAUGAGGAUGACAAGGAGAACAUGCCCGACGAGUCUGACUAUGAAGAUCUGCCCAGCAUGUAUAAGGACGAGGACGAUGACGUGGAUGACGACGAGGACGACGAUGAAGAUGACGACUCCAUAUUUACAAGUUCCCUGGCUCAGAAAGUGCUGAGGAAAGACUCUCUGGCCAUCAAGCUGAGUAACCGUCCAUCCAAAAGAGAGCUGGAGGAGAAAAACAUCCUGCCCAUGCAGACAGAUGAGGAGAGACUGGAGUCUAGGCAGCAGAUAGGCACCAAACUCACAAGGCGCUUGAGUCAGAGACCCACAGCAGAGGAGCUGGAACAGAGGAACAUCCUCAAACCUCGCAAUGAGCAAGAGGAAAUGGAGGAGAAGAGGGAGAUAAAACGAAGGCUAACACGAAAGCUGAGCCAGAGGCCCACUGUAGAGGAGCUGAGACAGGCCAAAAUUCUCAUCCGAUUCAGUGACUACGUGGAGGUGUCAGAUGCCCAGGACUAUGACAGGCGGGCAGAUAAACCCUGGACCCGGCUCACAGCAGCUGAUAAGGCAGCUAUACGGAAGGAACUCAACGAUUUCAAGAGCAAUGAGAUGGAAGUGCACGAGUCAAGUCGCCAUUUAACCAGGUUUCACAGACCAUAGUAGACCACCACUCACUGUCUCGAGCAGUGCCGAACCGGCGCUCUCCUCCACUGAGAACCUUAAGUGCUGGACAGUAAAAUGGUGCCCGUUUCUACAAUAAGGCCAUGUCUUCUGAAAUGCCUUUUCAAGACCCACACAACUGAGUCGGUACUACGCUCCAAGAUGCAGACACACCACUACUCCAUCCACUGUAGUAGCACAUAAUGACUCCAGUUGAUUCACAUCGCCCCUCUAUGGAAUUUGCUCGACUGUCUCUCCAACCUCUCUGCUGAGCUCUCAGGCAGGCGCUCAGUUCUGCGGCGAUUGGACAGCGGGAGAGUUUUUUUUUUUUUUUUUUUGCAAUUGGUUGACACUUUCAACAUCUAACUGAGGGCAACUGUACCUUGGUUUAUCAAUAACACCCAGUGGACUUGUCUCAGUGGACAUGUUUCCAUCCCUCUUCUUUAUUAUGCUGUCACUCCAAACUCCUCUAGCCCUUACGGACGCUGGGUUGACUGUUCUGAGCUCACUAUAUCAGCAGGAUAUCCAUCUUAACGCCACCUGCCAGGACUUUGGAAAAUGGCUUAGAAAGACACACAGGAGAGGAGGGAGGGGAUCCAACAUUAGAAACAUGUGCAAUAUUUUUUUUUCUUCUGCUUUUCCUAGGCUAUAGCACCCCCUAGAGUCCCCUCUGUGUCAUUACUAUGUAGUCUUGACUUUUUUCUUCUUCCCUCAUACGUGCAAUUCUCACUGUACCGACAAUGUUGACAUCUAAUUGCUAACUGUGAAUUUGAGUUUGGGCAAAUGCCUGCACUCUCUCCAAAUGUAAAUUUUGUUUAUACUGAAGGAAAGUAACAUUUAAAGAAGAAUCAUGCUUGACCACGUUUCAUUCAUGUCACAAUCUUAGAAAUUUAAUGUAAAAACAGCAGCUGGCAGAUAUACUCUGGUUCCAGUGCGUUGCAACAGUUAUCUGUUUUAUAUAUAUUUUUGGUUUUUGAUAGAGGCACUUGGAUCAUAAAUUAUUAUUUUACGUGUUUUUACAUGUCCCAGCUCGAGAGCUGACUCACCACGUUAUCUCUUGACAUUUUUUUUUAUUUUGCAGCACUGUGUUUACUGCUCUUUGCUUAUAAUGUGCAUUGUAUUAUACACUUUACUUUUAUACUCAUAAGCUUUUGACCAAGCAAUAUCUGUUGUUUGUUGAAAAAAAGGUUAAACUACAGGUGUA
This is a messenger RNA of Morone saxatilis (striped sea-bass), 3323 nucleotides long. RefSeq names its product phosphatase and actin regulator 1-like. Lineage: Eukaryota; Metazoa; Chordata; Actinopteri; Moronidae. Gene Ontology annotation, molecular function: actin binding. The coding region runs from base 308 to 2119 and encodes 603 amino acids. The record is from RefSeq and is a predicted model, not a curated record. Gene Ontology annotation, biological process: stress fiber assembly; cell motility. The transcript has 12 exons.